AAAACGUUGAAAUUUCUCAAACUUCUUUUGUGCUUUUUCAUUUCCAAUAAAAUGUCGGAGUUGCUGCCUCCGAUUCGAUCCUCCGAUUCGUGAAGGGAAAAACCCUAGCCAGCUCCAGAAGUUAUAUGGAAGUCUUACCCGCUGAAGAUUUAGAGAGAAUUGGUUUUGUUUCAUUCUGAAUUUAGCUAAAGUAUUGAUUGCAUUUUGGACUGUGUAGUAUUCAUAGCCUUUAGCUUCAAAUUUUGCAAAAAUGGUCGGAAAUACAUUAGUCAAGAUUUCAACAUGCCCCUCUUUGCUAUCUUCCACUUUGACCACCAUCCCACAUUCUUUUCUGAAAACUUUGCCAUAUCUGCCACCAAAACCAAGAACAAGGUUGGCAAAAGUUAGAGCUAUGUCUGCCAAUACUGAGAAUACCCCACCAACUGCUUCUUCAGAGCAAAAGAAUCCACUUGCAGUUGUUUUAGAUGUUCCUCAGAAUAUUUGGAGGCAAACAUUGCGUCCACUUAGUGAUUUUGGCUUUGGUCGUAAAAGCAUUUGGGAAGGUGGGGUUGGGUUGUUUCUUGUGUCAGGUACAGUGCUUCUUGCACUUAGUCUUGCUUGGUUGAGGGGGUUUCAGAUACGUUCUAAAUUCCGGAAGUAUCUGGCGGUGUUUGAAUUUGCUCAAGCAUCUGGUAUUUGCACUGGAACACCUGUAAGGAUUAGAGGAGUGACUGUAGGCAAUGUUGUUCGUGUUAAUCCCUCCUUGAAAAGUAUAGAAGCAGUUGUUGAGGUCGAAGAUGAUAAGAUUUUUAUACCUCGAAAUUCACUGAUUGAGGUGAACCAAUCUGGUCUUCUGAUGGAAACUUUGAUUGACAUCACGCCACGGGAUCCAAUUCCAUCACCUUCAGUGGGACCUCUCAACCCAGACUGUCUUAAGGAAGGCCUAAUUGUAUGUGAUAGGCAAAAGAUAAAGGGAGAACAAGGGGUAAGUUUGGAUGCAUUGGUGGGGAUAGUCACCCGUCUUGCUCGUCAAAUGGAGGAAAUUGGUAUUAUCAACACCUAUUCACUUGCUGAACGGGUUGCUGCUGUUAUUCAGGAUGCAAAGCCCCUGCUCACAAAGAUUGAAGCCAUGGCCGAAGAUGUUCAACCUUUGUUAUCUGAGUUUCGUGAUAGUGGUCUGCUUAAGGAGAUUGAGAAUUUGACCAGAAGUCUAACACAAGCAUCUGAGGAUUUGAGAAAGGUGCACUCAUCCAUUAUAACCCCUGAGAACACCGAAUUGAUUCAAAAAUCAAUUUAUACUCUGAUUUUUACUUUGAAGAAUAUCGAGAAUAUAAGUUCUGAUAUACUGGGAUUCACGGGUGAUGAGUCUACAAGAAAGAAUCUGAAAUCACUUAUCAAGUCUCUCAGCAGGUUGUUGUGAAGACAAAUAAAAACCACAUGGUAACUCAUUAGACAAGUCCAAACUCAAAACUGGUUUGUCUUUUCCAUUAUUAUAGGGGGAGAACUUCAAGUGGGGCUUCUGUUGUGUACUCUUUAUGUUCCAUUGCAAUUUCUUGGAAAAUCUUGAUGCUUGAGGUAUUUGUUGCAUACCUUCAUCUGCUGGAAAUGCAAAUUAAAUUUUGUCAAUUGUUUUUGCACUGCCUCAAUUAGUAGUAGCAAUGGCUUUUAGCAACAGUUGCUGAUACCAAAUACUGAUUUUAAGUAGAAAACGUUCUUGAGGUAUCCGGCUACAUGAGUAAAGGAAGUGCAUUUCAACAUUGUAGAACCUUUGCAGAGGUGGAAUCCCUCUGUUUUUCAUUUGAUUGAAUACUUUUUA
Molecule: messenger RNA, 1795 nt
Organism: Theobroma cacao (cacao)
Lineage: Eukaryota; Viridiplantae; Streptophyta; Magnoliopsida; Malvales; Malvaceae
Gene: ABCI15
Product: trigalactosyldiacylglycerol2
Cellular component (GO): chloroplast inner membrane
Molecular function (GO): phospholipid binding; lipid carrier activity
Source: RefSeq, a predicted model, not a curated record